Messenger RNA from Sphaeramia orbicularis (orbiculate cardinalfish), 1099 nucleotides. RefSeq lists its product as uncharacterized. The record is from RefSeq and is a predicted model, not a curated record. Lineage: Eukaryota; Metazoa; Chordata; Actinopteri; Kurtiformes; Apogonidae. Gene Ontology annotation, biological process: positive regulation of T cell proliferation; cell surface receptor signaling pathway; immune response. The transcript is spliced from 7 exons. Bases 230 to 1099 code for a protein of 289 amino acids. Gene Ontology annotation, cellular component: external side of plasma membrane.
GAAAGUUCUUGUCAGUGUGAUCAGAGCUGCAGACGUGUCUGUGGAACCGUCCAACAAACCUGAACCCACUUCAUCACAUCAGCUUCAAGUGUCAUCGAAGGUUCUUGGGUGGAAACAGUCCACAGUGGAGCUGAGUGGAAGCAGUGAAGUGACACCUGUGUGCUUCUGAAGCCUGGGUCCCUUCAGUCACAAGGACGUUCAACUACAACUGUGGACUUUGUGCAGGAAGAUGAAAGUGUUGGUGGUGGUUGUGAUCCUCAUCCACGUUUCCCAGCAUGCAAUGGCUGUAGUGGUGCAGGUGUAUGAGGGGAUGGAGUCGGUCCUGCUGCCCUACCAGUAUUCUGGCAUGUUCCCAGAGGUUCCUUCAGUGGUUUGGAGACGCUCUGAUCUGAACCAAACAGUCAUCCACCUGCUUAAAUAUGACACUUACAAACUGGAAGAGGAAUACAGACACAGUGAACGCAUGUCAAUGAAGAAGAACAUUCUGGAAACUGGAGACUUCAGCCUCACUGUGAAGAAACCACAACUGUCUGACAGCAGCAACUACACCUGUAACCUCCAAUGGGAAAGCAGGUGGGAGGGGCCUAAAGAAUGGAGACUGACACAAGUACAGCUGCAGGUCAAAGAUGACGAGGAGGAGGUGGUGGUCCAGCAGGGGGCGGAGUCUAUCCAGCUGCCUUGUAAAGCCUCAGCCGAUCUGCCUGAAGACACCACAGUGGACUGGACUCACUUCGAUCCAGAACUAAUAGUGGUCCACGUGUUCCGGAAUAAAGCUGAUGAUCUUCAAACACAGGACAGGUUUUACCGUUGCCGCACACAGAUGAAUAAAGACAUGAGUCUGACUCUGAAACACCCCACAGACAGAGACGGAGGUGUGUAUAUCUGCACCGUCUACAGGGAAGGAGACGUCCUGAGGUCUAAAGUCCUGCUCCAGGUGGUCCAAGAUCUGCCUCAGCCCAAAAUCUCCCUGUCUGACGGGGUCUUUGGGGUCUACCAGGUGGUGCUGGUCCACUUCAUCCUGAUCACGGGGACCAUUUUCCUCUACUUCUACUGUCGGGUUUACCAAACUCAUGGUGUGGAGAAGACAAUCACAGAAUAA